Messenger RNA from Macroventuria anomochaeta, 1077 nucleotides. Its product is annotated as 14-3-3 family protein. Gene Ontology annotation, cellular component: cytoplasm. The transcript has 5 exons. The coding region runs from base 120 to 878 and encodes 252 amino acids. Gene Ontology annotation, biological process: signal transduction. The record is from RefSeq and is a predicted model, not a curated record. NCBI's taxonomy places the organism in Eukaryota, Fungi, Ascomycota, Dothideomycetes, Pleosporales, Didymellaceae.
CUCUUCCGUGAACCUCAACAGCACACCGCCUUAUAUCCUUCCAAACACAUCUCCACCCAACCCAGUCUCCCUCGAAAAGUACUCCCGUACACCAUACAACCGAUACAAUGGCGAACGAGAUGGCCGCCCCAACAGCGCGAGAGAUUGGCGGUGAGCUCACCGUUGACGAGCGUAACCUCCUGUCCGUCGCCUACAAGAACGUCGUCGGCACACGACGUGCCUCGUGGCGCAUCAUCUCCUCGAUCGAGCAGAAGGAGGAGUCCAAGGGCUCUGAGAAGCACGUUGGCACCAUCCGCGACUACCGCCAGAAGAUCGAGACCGAGCUCGAGCAGGUCUGCCAGGAUGUUUUGAACGUCCUUGAUGAGUCCCUCAUCCCCAAGGCCGAGUCUGGCGAGUCCAAGGUCUUCUACCACAAGAUGAAGGGUGACUACCACCGUUACCUCGCCGAGUUCGCUUCUGGCGAGAAGCGCAAGGUCGCUGCGACUGCCGCACACGAGGCAUACAAGACGGCCACCGACGUUGCUCAGACCGAGCUCACUCCCACCCACCCCAUCCGUCUGGGUCUGGCACUGAACUUCUCGGUCUUCUACUACGAGAUCCUGAACUCACCCGACCGUGCUUGCCACCUUGCCAAGCAGGCUUUCGACGAUGCCAUUGCUGAGCUCGACUCUCUGUCUGAGGAGUCCUACCGUGACAGCACCCUUAUUAUGCAGCUCCUCCGUGACAACCUCACCCUCUGGACAUCAUCGGAUGGCAACGAGGCCGAGGCUGCUGACUCUUCCGCCCCCAAGGAGGAGAAGGCUGUUGACGCCGAGGCCGCCGCACCUGCCGAGCAGAAGAGCGAGGAGGCACCAGCCGCCGCUCCCGCUGCGGCCUAAGCAGUUCCUACCUCUCUCGACCUGGUUCAUCGCCAGUCACCGUCUCGUAUUCCCGGAUAGACGAAAGAGGCUGCUACGGCAGCGAGCGUCAUACGGAGUUGUAUGUGUCCUGAUUUCGAAAAUUGGCUUUAGCAGCGAGCGGGUCGGAUGGUCAAAUUCCCCAUGACUGAUGUGUUUCCCUUUACUCUCCUGUAUCACC